AUGUUUUCUAGAUUACUGAAGAGGAUAACGACCCAAAGGUUCCAACACACUGUAACUAAGCAAUCAUCUGCACCAUUCAACAACAAAUACAAUUUCAAUUUGAAUCCACCACCUGUACACGAAUACUGGAAUGUUUACAACUCAAGUGUGCUCUUUGCGUUUGUGCCGGUGUUUUUGGGUAUAGCUUAUGCUGCUAAAUACAUUGGUGUUAACAUAGAAGGAAAUGCUGGUUUAUUGGAAUACGCCAAUGGUGAAAAUUCACCAUUGAAGUCCAUUAAAUUUGGUGAACCACAACUUGCCAGAGUAUCGAAAGAGUAG
Lodderomyces orthopsilosis Co 90-125 is the source of this 318-nucleotide messenger RNA. RefSeq lists its product as uncharacterized. The transcript has a single exon. Lineage: Eukaryota; Fungi; Ascomycota; Pichiomycetes; Serinales; Debaryomycetaceae. The record is from RefSeq and is a predicted model, not a curated record. The coding region runs from base 1 to 318 and encodes 105 amino acids.